CUGACAACACGACUAAAAACGUCAAAUAACUCAAAAAUGGCUGACGGAGGUCCUAGUAAAAGUGAUAUUGAAGCUGUUUUUCAAAGAUUACGUUCAAUUCCAGCCAAUAAAGUAUGUUUCGACUGCAACGCAAAGAACCCUACGUGGUCGUCGGUGACGUACGGAGUGUUCAUCUGCUUGGACUGCUCCGCGGUACACCGGAGUCUGGGAGUUCACCUCACCUUCGUUCGUUCCACACAACUUGACACCAACUGGACAUGGAAGCAGCUGAGAAACAUGCAGCUAGGCGGGAAUGUCAAUGCGACGCAGUAUUUCCGCACUCAUGGGCUGGUGACGGAUGACGCUCGUCAGAAGUACAAUUCACGCGUUGCACAAAUGUACAAAGAUAAAUUAAGUGCGCUGUCGGAGCAGGCGAUGAAAACAUAUGGCACUAAAUUGCACAUAGAUGCAGCAUCUGCAGAAGUAAAGGAGAGCAAAGAGAACAAGGAGGUAGAUUGGUUUGCAGAGCAUGGUGAUGCCCCCACUAACUCUGACACCAGCCAGAUAAAUCCAGUAGUAUCUCCGGUAAACAGCAGUCUUAGUGAGGACGCCAGGCUGUGGGGUAUGAGCGAGCCCAGCACAAACUCUGCUACAACCAACAAACCUGCUGCAAGACAACCUGCCAGAAGGACAACUCUUGGAGCUCGCAAAGGUGGCUUGGGGGCGCAGAAAGUGACUGCUAACUUCGAUGACAUUGAGAAAGAAGCCCUCAUGGCUGAGAAACUAAAAAUGGAGUCGGCGAGCGCGGCCCGCUCGGUGACGGCGGAGGAGGUGGCGGAGUGCGUGGCGUCGCUGCGGCUGCAGGACCGCUCGCACCCGCGCCGCGACGACGAGCGGCUCGGCAUGGCCGCCGCGCGCGAGCACAGGGGCGGCGUGUCGCACAGCGCGACGCACGCGAUGCAGAGCAUCGAGCAGGAGGACGGGCCGCCCGCGCCGCAGCACGACAUCGACGACUUCGCCGCCGCCUUCACCUGCAUACGAAAUGAGCCAUUCCUAAACCGUUCCCUAGACCUGGGCACUCCCACGAGCGCGGCCAACGACGGCUGGGAAACCAUCGAACCCGAACCGGCCCGGCCAGUGCGCUCCAUGUUCAGCGCUGAGCCCAGAGACACCAAGGACUCGAAGGACUACAGAGACAUGCGGGGCUCCAACUCGAGGGACUACGGCAGUCCGGCGAGCCACGCGCGCAGAAACAGAAGGCAGGCGGAUGAUGAUGAUUCCGCAGUCAAGAAGUUCGGUUCAGCCAAGUCUAUCAGCUCGGCUCAGUUCUUUGGAGAUCAGGUUAGUGCGAGACCCUUUCCUAUACUUCAGAAUAAGGUUAUUUUCUUCCAUUUAUAUCAGACAAUACUCGGUCUUAUGCAAUCUUAUUUGUUUAUAAUAAGUUUCAUGUAUGUAUGUAUGUUUAAUGUAUGUAAGGUCCGCGAGUCGGUCCGGCUGGGCGUGACGCGCGUGGCGGGGCGCCUGUCCUCGCUCGCCAACGGCGUGGUGUCCUCCAUACAAGAGAAGUACGGCUACUGAUCCCCCGCGCCCCCCGGGGCGGGGGCUCAACAGCCCCACACGGGCGCGGAGCCCCAACAGUCCCUCUCGGGGACCGGGCCCCGUGAGCCCCAGACGGACUAUAUAACACUAACGCACUAGUUCACGCCUUUUGUCUAAGGCUGGUUUUGUAAAAUUUUCAAAAUUCAUUUAUAGUGGUUUAAAGUUUAAAUUGAAAAUAGAACAAUGUUAUCACUUAAUAAAUCGUAAACUAGUGUCACUGGGUUUGUUUAAUUGUUCGUGAGACGGAUGUUGCUAAUGUCCAGUAUUUAUUCGUCUAGAGUUUGACGCUCAGCAAAAUAUAUGACAAGCCCCUCAACAUUGCGGGCUUUAUAGCUUUUGUUACCCAGCCAGCUAGCAAAACUGCUUAUUUAGUCUUUUCCCAUAUUUCGACUGUGUAUUUGUAAAUAGUAAAUUUUAUAGCUUGUUAAACCUUGACACGACUUACAAUAAAUUAAUGUCCUAUGUCCA
Zerene cesonia (dogface butterfly) is the source of this 2046-nucleotide messenger RNA. RefSeq names its product ADP-ribosylation factor GTPase-activating protein 2 (gene ArfGAP3). Bases 37 to 1557 code for a protein of 506 amino acids. The transcript has 11 exons. The record is from RefSeq and is a predicted model, not a curated record. Gene Ontology annotation, molecular function: GTPase activator activity. NCBI's taxonomy places the organism in Eukaryota, Metazoa, Arthropoda, Insecta, Lepidoptera, Pieridae. Gene Ontology annotation, biological process: COPI coating of Golgi vesicle.